CACUACCAAGUGAUUAUCUUUUAGUUUUAAUUAUUUAUUAUUUAUUUGUCUAUUUGUUACGGAUUUAAUUUAUAUUUACUUAUCUAUUUAACCAUCUAUAAAAAUAAUGUAAUUCAAUUGACUAAUGAUCAUUUCUAUAUUAUGAAUGAGGUUAACAUUAUACAUUAUUCAAUAUUUCCAUAACACAAAUUACCUAGGUAUCUAUGGCAUUAAGGUAUUCUGAUGAUGGAAAGCUGAAAUAAAUUUAGAAAAAAAAAGAAAAUUAUUUUUCAUUAAUCAAUAAAAGUAACAACAACAACAACAAAAAAUGCAGAAUGAGAUUACCAUUGAAAUUCGUAGAAUUUUUCCUAAAUGGUUAGCUAAAUUAUUAAUUGGAUUUUAUAUGAUAAUGCCAUCUAUAUUUGAACGUGUAUCACCUAUAUUAUUGAGUACAUUUAUAUAUGGAAAUUUUGAUAAUAUAAUAUCAUUAUUAAUUGAUCAUAUACUUCGGCCAAGUGUGGCACUCGCGGACUAUGAUAUUUCGGAUAGAAGGAAUAAGCUAUCAUAGUCGUUUUACUAACACUCAGUUAUUCAUUAUCCUUCAUUUUAAAGUUAAAUAUUCCACUAUACAUCAUUUCAUUUCACAUAUUCAGACAAGGAUUUUCCAAAAGCCUUCAUAACAACUUUUAUUCAAUGAAACGUAUUGAAUGUGUGUCAGAAGGGAUAAUUUUACUCAUCAAUUUAUUGAUUAGUGGGGAUUAAUAGUUAUAGUGAGAGAAAGUAAAAAAAACCUAGUUUAUGACAUAAAUCAAGACGCUAAAAAUGGAUAUAUGUAAGGCUUGUAUUAUCUUGUUGCUAAAAGUGAAGACUGCAAUUGGUCAGUCGUUUUUCCCGUAUGUACAUCUUGAACAAAUUCCUUCAUAUUGGCACUUAGUUUAAAUUUUUAUAAAAGUCAUUUGACGAAAUCCACACCUUGAAUCCUAUCAUAUGGUAAAUCUUAGAAUAUAUGUGGUUUCAAUGUGAUAUUCAAUUCAAUUUCCAGUAACCGCAUUAGCGCCACGUUGAAAUAAUUCAGUGUUAAUCGUUUAAUAGUACUGUGGUCUAGAUGGAUGUAGUUUCGAAGAAAUUUUUAUUAAGGUUUCGGAUAUUCACGUUUCCCAAUAAACCUAUUCAAAAGUUAGUUUUCUUAUUUGAUAUUGAAAACGUGAUAGAGUAACGCAGAAACGCAUUGAGUUUCUGAAAAUCCACAGGAUCCUUGACCAGUUUAAAACAAUGUUUUCUCUCUAAGACACCAUAUAUUAAAGCUGUGUAAUCGUGUUCCUAAGUAUUUUUUUUUUCGCUGAAAUUUUUUUUUUCAACUUCGCUAUAAUUUAAAUCUGAAUCAAUUCGUCUCUUUUGAUAUGGGCACAACGAACAAAUUUCUUCAUUAUAACCAUUACCAAAUCAUUUUUUUAAUAUGCAACCACUUAGUAAUCAAUGAUAGAAUACAAUGAUAAAGGAGUGAUUAGUGCCUGUAACUAUCAGUUUGAGCGCUAUGUUGAAUCGAGGUUCAUCUGGAGCUGGCAUAUUAGUCUAUAAAAAACUGGAGCUUGUAAAUCAAUAGAAAUAUACAAUAAUCAUUAAUUUCAAAGUUAAUUUUUUUAAAAGCUUUCAAAUAUUUAUUUGGAAGCAGAUAUUUAGCUUCAUAUUGUAGACUGCAUAACCAACUACUUAUAUUUAUGAUCAAGGAUGUGGAGGAAUCAGCUGUGGAGGAAUCCUAAUCAGUUAAUGUAUCACUCUAUUUAACAUCAUUCUUACAUUUAUGAUGACACUAAACUGGAACAUAAUCUAGUCAUUUUCUUAAAUUUUCAUAACUACAUAUUGUGAAUGGUGUUAAAAUUUGAACUCAUUGAAAAAUUAAUUAAUAUGAAAUGCCUUGGAGCUGUAACAUACUACUAACAUUGUAGAAAAAAAUAACGACGAUCUUACAAAAGUUCCUUUGUCAUUAUUAAUUACCUACAUCACGCUAUCCAAAUGACAUUUUAUUGAUAAUCUAGAAUAAUAUUCUGACAUGAAAAAAGUGAUUGAAUAAUAGAUAGGAUGUCUUAUUUAUCUUGGAGAUCAAUAUUGGAUAGUGAGAACACUUCAAAGUAAGACUAUUCAUGUUCUUUUGUGUAGUGUACACGAUUUAAUGACUCAUGAUUAUUCAGGGGAAAUAACAAUUGGAUUGAUAACUACUAAGGGAUCAAUGAAAAUAUCUUAGUACCUUAAGAUUUUAUUCACAAAACGAAAUGGUUAGUUUUAACAUCACUGAUUGUGGUUUGAGGAGAUUAAAGUCAAAGUAUCAGGUGGUUCACUACUUUCUCUAAGAUUAUUGACAUGUUUGUUGUAGAAUAACGACUUGCACAAAAUCGAUGUUCAGGUAGUCAGUCAUAUCAACUAACUCUAACCAAGUAAAAUUAUAACUAAACCAAUAAAUGCUAACUUUUUAUGUCGUAACUUUUCAAUACUCAUAUCAUUUGUCAUCGGAUCUGUUUGUGUUUAAUUUUAAUUAUUAAUAAAAUCUUUUGCCAGAUCUUCUGCAAUGUCUUCACUUCUAUUACUAUUUGCACUAUUCGAGGGUAUGUGUGGUUUUGUUUUACCGAUUUGCUCUGCUUUUCGUGUGACCAGUAUAUCACAAAAACGGUAUUACUAUGAAAAUUUUCUAAUAUUUCAAUAUUGUUUAUCCAUUUUGGCAUUGGCUUAUCUACAAUCAUUAAUAUUCUAUUAUGAUCGUAAAGAGAAUUUACGUCAUAAACAAGAAAUUCUUUUUAUGAAUCAAAUGAAUGAAGCCAGGCGAAUAUGGCAAGAUCAUCAGAGUUCACCGGAAGAAACAGACAAUCAUCUUAUGAAUAAUCAUGAUGAUAUUGAUAAUAAUAAUAAUAAUAUAAAUAAUUAUGGAGAAAAUCAAUGGAAUUUACAAUUACAAAAACGUGAAGAUAAAUUACGUUUGGUCACAUUUAUUCAUGAUGCACAUGAAUUAUCUACUGAUGUUUAUAGUGAUUCAACACCAGUCCAUGUGGAUUCCACAGAUAUGAAGUAUUUGGAAGAUCAAACAUGUUUGAUUGAUCAACAUGAUGAUAAUAUUAGUUCAAAUGAAGAGGAAGAAAAUCCAUCUGGAGAAAACGAUAAAUUAUCAAACAAUAAGUCAAAUCAAAAUGAACAAAAAUCUUCGACUUUGAAUGUUACAUUUGCUAACCCUGUCACACCUAUGACUAAACAGAAUGACAAUGUUGAUAACAAUGGGAAUAUUCAUAAUAAUAUUAAUGAUAUUAAAAGCCAUAAUAAUAUUGAAGGAGAAGAAGGGGAAGGGAAGAAAAUUAUUAUUGAUCAUAGUAAUCAUAAUAAUAAUGAAAUUAAAACAAAUAAUAGUAAUCGACGGAAUGAAAUGAAACUACAACUUAGUGGAAUAAACAUUUGCAAUGAUAUUAAUAAUUCCAGUAACCACGAUCGCAAUCAUACCAUUGAUCAUCACAAUAAUCAUAGUAAUACUAAUAAUAAUGAUAAUAAUAAUAAUAGUAACAACAGUAACAAUACUGAUAAGAGUGAUUUACAGAUUAUGAAAGCAGAUGAUGUUUACUUUACGUUCAACAACGUUAAACCAUGCAACAGUUUCAAUCAUCAUGUCUCUAGAAUAAAGGCUAGUAGUGAUCUUAUUCAAAACGGAUAUAACUCGACAAGAAGGCCAAAUAACAAAAAUAAAUGUUUGGCUAUAAAAACAAAAAAUGUGAACACAUCUAAAUCAAAGAAAAAGCGAAUGACAUCAUGUUGCGGUGAACGAUCAGGUAGUCAAACACAAUCUGGGUCAUUUUAUCCGCUGGCAAUUCUUUUUGGCGAUAAACCAAGAGUAUCUAGACGUGAAUGCUAUUUUUCACGAGAUACAGAAGGCGUUAAUUUGUAUUUGCGUUUAGGAGCUGUGGGUUUCGGUUUCGGAGUAAUGAUAUUUGAUGGCUUUAAAAUAGCAGAACCAUGGGAAGAAGUAGCUAAUUCUGUGGUUUCUUGUCAUGGGCAUUUAUGGAUUCCCUUACAUUUACUUCAUUUUGUCUACGUGUUUUGGCAAACAUACUUCUUGUUUAAACAUCAUCGGGUUGUAUUCAAUGUACAAAAAUUUGUUUUGCGUUUCCUUUUAUGUCAUUUGGCUGUGGCUAAUUUAUGUCAAUGGUUGAAAACAAUUGUCGAUGAAAUAGGCAGUGAACCUGGACAUGAAGAGGAGUUAAUACCCGAUUCAGCCAUAGUUUUUCCAUCGGAAUAUUUUUUAGAUGCAAAAACACCGCUAAAUAGUACAACUUUGCAUAAAUAUACAAAUGGAACAAUGUCACCAACUUUUAAUCUGACUAAUUUGGCAAAUAUGGUUUUAUUAAAUAGAAAAAAGCAUAAUGCUAAUUCAAAACCUCACAAUGCAAAUUAUGAUAAUUCAACUGUUCAUGCAGCUGAACAAGCAGUGUUAGGUUGUGGAAUAACAGUCAAAUAUUUGGCUCCAUAUUUGUUUCCAUGUGCUAUUGAAUAUAGCUUAAUAGCUGGUGCAAUAUUUUAUAAAAUGUUUGAAAAAGUUGGACAUGUACGCAAAGAAUCGGAACGCUUGGAAAAAUUACGUAAAGCUAAUCCAAAAACUAGUCAAUUCUCUGAAUGUCAUCGUUCACAUAAAGGUUUAUUUGUUGGCCUAUUAUUAUUUAUGGCAACAUUAGUUGCAAUGAGUCUAUUUUUUAUAUUUAUUGUGAAACGUGAUCGACGGAAUACAGCUAUAACAUUAUAUCAAGGAACUGAACUAGUUCUAUUAUCUGUUAGUACAGUGACAUGUUUAAUUAGUUUGUUUCGUUUACAAGCAUUGAAAUUAAGUGAUCUGUCAGAAGAAGUAGCGUUUGAUGACAAUUUAUUAUUGAUUGGUUUGGUUGGAAUGUUAUUCUAUGAUUUAUUCCUAUUAGUGCCCGCUUUAGAAGCCAUACCAAAUGGUGUAAUUGCAGCAAAGUUAUAUGCGGCUAAGGCUAUCAUGGAAAUGAUUCAGUCUAUGCUACAAGUAUUUUUCAUUUUGGAAGCAUCACGAAGAUGCGCUGGAACAUUGGAACAUGUACAAAAAAAACCAGGACGUACAAUGAUUACAUUUUUAUUAGUAUUAAAUUUAGCCAUGUGGUUUGUUAAUACAUUCGAAGUGAAACAUGCUGAUAAUCAUAGUAUACAUAUAAAUUAUUAUUCAUCUAUGGCAUGGAAAAUUAUCACACAUAUUGCAUUACCUUUAAUUGUAUUUUUUCGUUUUCAUUCUACAGUUUGUUUAUCUGAUAUUUGGGCAAAUGCUUAUCGUUUUAGAACCGAAUAAAUGAGAUUGUUUAAUGUCUCCUUCGUUUUGAAUAGUUACUUGGAUUUCCUUCCAUCAAUCAGUUUUUUUCUUUUCAAUGUGAUACAAUGUUGAGUAGAGCACUUACUUUUAAAUUGAUUAGGAUAUUACUGAAUUUUUUGUUGAUAAGAAAUGAGAUGAAGUGUAGUCUUUUGUAAAAAAAAAAUAAUAUUCUUUAUGUUAAACAGAUGUAUUGAUAUCCGUGAAAAUGAUGUUCCUUUUCUUUGCAAUACCGUGUUCUCAAUUAUUUUCUUUAUUAUUCCAUAUAAUUUGGGAUAUAUCUAUAUAUCUGAGUGUCACUGAAAGACACAUCCACGAUGAUACUGUGUAUAUUAAAUCUUUUAUUAUAUAUGUAUAUGUGUGUGUGUGAAAUAUAUUUUGUAAAUUUUUUAAUGAUAUUAUUUUCAGUUUAUUUAUUAGUUACUGAGACUAAUUCACUUUAAAGUACUUGACAUUCAAGGAUAUAUAGCACAUUUUUUGAAUAGUUCAAUCAUUCAAUCAAUUUUUAAUAAUGAUAUGGAUCAUGAAAGACAUAUGGCAAUCAUGUAGAAUUAAAUUAUUCAAAGGAUCCCAUUAGUUUUUUUAAAAAAUUUGUUAUGAAGUCUUAAAAGUACAAUUCAAUACACUAUAUGAUAUUAAUAAGUGUAAAUGAUUUAAAGAUAAUAUUUCUGAAAUGAAUUUGAUUAGUAAUAUAAAAAGGAAAGCAAAAAAUACCACACUCAUAAUUAGAACAAAAUACUCUUGUCAAAAAUCUCUUGGUUUUCAAUCAUAAUUCAGUUGAUAGUAUGGUGUGAAUUACUUAUAUCCACAUAAGUAGUAUAU
This is a messenger RNA of Schistosoma rodhaini, 6148 nucleotides long. NCBI's taxonomy places the organism in Eukaryota, Metazoa, Platyhelminthes, Trematoda, Strigeidida, Schistosomatidae. The record is from the annotation of a GenBank genome assembly.